Molecule: messenger RNA, 4897 nt
Organism: Lutzomyia longipalpis
Lineage: Eukaryota; Metazoa; Arthropoda; Insecta; Diptera; Psychodidae
Gene: 5-HT2B
Exons: 7
Coding region: 828-3281 (817 amino acids)
Biological process (GO): adenylate cyclase-activating adrenergic receptor signaling pathway
Cellular component (GO): membrane
Molecular function (GO): G protein-coupled receptor activity
Source: RefSeq, a predicted model, not a curated record
AAAAGCUCAAAAGCGCAUGCGAUAUUUUGACCGUCAGCGGGUCUAUGCAACCCGCACAACAAUAGAGCUGUUCAGUCUGUUACGAACGGUUACUCGUGAAACACUUGGAAAAUUCAAUGGGAAAGUGAAUUUGGGGAAAUCACUUUCCCUUAACAUUUUGGUCUGCAUUUAAGGGGCACUACAUAUGUACUCAAUCGCACACACCGUAUAUAUAUAGAUGGGAAAUCUAAUCUAUAUAUAGAGUUAAUCACAAUUUCUAUGGAUCUCACAUUUCAUCAGAAAAUCAAGAUGGAUUUCCAUUGAGGAUAAUCUUACCAAAAUCUCUACAAAUUAUGUUUCAAUCUAUCAGGAUGGAAGUGAAUAAAGCAAAGAAGUGUGUUCAAUAUUUCUGAAGUCGAAACUGUAAACAAUAAUAGCAGUGCGUGAUAAAUAAAUCAAAUGGAUACAUUCGAUUAAUAUGAUUUAAUGUGCAAACUUUGUCGGCAUCUUCAUACCAUUUUUUUCUCAUCAACUAUAAUCUCACCCCUUUCUUAAAGCUUUUUGUUCAAAAAAAAAGCUAAACAGGCAUAAAAAAGAGGGAGCAUGAAAUAACCGGGCAUUGUGAAUAAAAAAUCAAAGUUAACAUUUCGAAGAAUGGUGCAGUGAAGAGUUGGAUGGUUUGCUAUCGUGAAAAUAGAACUAACUUCUUUAUUCAUUAACAUCUUAAGUUUCAACUUUUCCAAGGAGAGAGUGUAAAUAAAGAAAGAAAGAAAAAAUGUGAAGAUAAAAGGAAAAUCAUAAUGAACUUAAUGAAAUACGUGAGCGAUCACUGUGCAUAGGGAGAAAAAAUGAGCGAAGUGGGACCAUUUAAUUCGUCAAAAAUAAUUUUGUGGUCCUUGUCUUCAUUGGCAUCCACUAAUGAACCGUCACACGUACUCGAUGCAUCUUCUUUCGAGCAGCCGUACAACGCCGUAAAUUAUAGUAGUAAAAUCAAUGAGAGCACCCUAUGGUCUACAAACCCAUCAUCCACCACUGCAACAAGUACAUCGUCAAUUAUUACCACAUCAGCCACAUCAUCGGAAGCUCCCGUAACAUCGUCCUCAACAUCAGAUAACGUUGAUGAAAUUACAAACGCCAAAGAGUUAAAUAAUUACUGGGCACUUUUAGCUUUGGUAUUAGUCUUCGGGACGGCCGCCGGAAAUAUAUUAGUUUGCCUCGCCAUUGCAUGGGAGCGUCGAUUGCAAAAUGUUACCAAUUAUUUCCUUAUGUCGCUCGCAAUAACUGAUCUUAUGGUAGCAAUUUUGGUCAUGCCACUUGGAAUAUUAACAUUAGUAAGAGGGUACUUCCCACUGCAGUCUGAACAUUGUUUGGCGUGGAUAUGCCUAGAUGUCCUCUUCUGUACAGCUAGUAUAAUGCAUUUAUGUACAAUAUCUGUUGACAGAUAUUUGUCAUUGCGAUACCCCAUGAGAUUUGGGCGAAAUAAGACGAGAAGACGUGUUACACUCAAAAUCGUAUUUGUAUGGUUACUCUCCAUCGCCAUGAGCUUACCACUAAGUUUAAUGUAUUCUAAGAAUCACGCCUCUGUUCUCGUGGACGGCACUUGCCAAAUUCCGGAUCCUGUGUACAAAUUGGUCGGAUCCAUUGUGUGUUUUUACAUACCCCUCGGUGUAAUGCUUUUAACGUAUUGCCUAACUGUACGAUUACUCGCCCGCCAGCGACAGAAUUUGGGUGGAGGUUCAACUGGGAAUACAGGCUGGGCUAGUGGAUGGCUUGGACAAACACCUGCCUUAGAAAGACGAUGUACAUGGAGAAGAUUACUGAAGACAAGUCUCCCCUCAACACCAAAUCAUGCUCAUUCAGCAGCGUCAACAGAUACUGAACUUUCCACUCUUGAUAAUCAUGAACUGUGGCUUCCGGACUCGAGCAUUCCUGAACCCACGCCAUCAACAAUGACAGCUCUUCAUCAAUUUGGUGCGGAGAUGCUAAAACUGUCAAGAGGACUGGAAUCUGUGGGUUCUGCCAAAUUAAAUGACCAAAAGACAACCCAUAAUGUGGCCACGAGUGAGGAAAAAUUCACAAGAACCACAACGAACAGGUCAAUUGUUUUAAUAAAGCAAGAAAACGAGCACAAAGAACAAUCACAACCGAAACCUCGUAAAAGACGAGCAUCUGCAUCGACAUGGACGGUGCGGAAACCAUCAAAUGCAUCAUUUCCGCGAAAGCGUUUUAAUAGUUUACCACGAGGUACUCUCCUAAUGGAUGACAAAAAGGACUUUUAUGAAUUAUUUAUCAAAGAAAUUCAGAGCACCAAAGAACGAAAAUCACAGCGUAACAGACAAAACUUGCAAGAAUCCCUCAGUGAUGGGGCGGAUCAGUCGGAAUACAAUGAAACGGAACCUGAAGACAAUGGGCAACUAUCUCAGUUAAAAUUACCUCCACCAUGUACAUGCCCCUACUUUGGUGACAAGCCCCGACAUCAACAGCAUAACCUUAAACCCACCGAAGUGAAGAUUAUCUCCACUUCUGUCAAUUUCCGGUCAGCUACCACCCUUAGCGAUACGAAUAAUAUUGACAUUGACGCCAUACACACACUCAGCUCUAGUUCAGCAACAAUUCUAACAUCAACAUCAUCCACAAAGAGUCUCUCAACACUCCCAACAAUUUCAUCCACAACACCAACACGAAAAUUAAGUUAUACCAAAUCAAAUUCCAUUGUGACGUGGGACUCACGAAGGAAUCAAAGACGAGGAUCGAGCUUUGGGAGUUCUGGCACACGAACAUCCCUUCUUUUAACCCCAACUAAGAUACCUCUCAGUAGUGGCAGCUCUCAGCUACGACGAUCUGCUACAUUGCGCCAAACUAGUCACCUCACAGAUAUCUCAAUGCCCAACAUAGUAGAUAGAAAAUCCCCAAAACUCCCCUCUUCGCCAUGUUUAUUGCAACGGACAGCUACAAUUAGAUCGCAUCAUUCGCGCAAUUCAAGCGUAGUCUCCCGCAAUUCCUCAAGGCAUGGUCGUAUAAUACGAUUAGAGCAGAAAGCAACAAAAGUAUUAGGUGUUGUAUUUUUCACAUUUGUUAUCCUUUGGGCACCAUUCUUUGUGUUGAACCUUUUGCCAACAGUAUGUGCCCACUGUGAGAGCAAUAUCAGCCAUUGGGUAUUUGACGUAGUCACAUGGCUUGGGUACGCCAGCUCAAUGGUCAAUCCAAUUUUUUAUACAAUCUUCAAUAAAGUAUUCCGUCAGGCUUUCCGCAAGGUAUUACUGUGCCAAUAUGGUAAAACAAGUUGGCGACCUCAUAGGUAGCAGCAAAAUGUCACAUCACCAAAAAGAUGUGUUAAAGAUUAAAAUAGACGUCUUUCCAUAAAUUUAAUCUACCAGACAUGAUUGAUUCAAAUGUGAUUAAUGGUUGAUUGAUUGUUUGCUUGAAUACUAAUUGUGCAAGUAAUAAUUUUACAUUAUUCACGCAAAUAAAUCAACUAUAUGUAAAAUUGUAUGUAUAUAAGAUUGAUUUUAUAUCACGUAUUAUGGAAGGAUGUAUAAGAUUGUACAUCUUCAUUGUCAAUUUCAAUGCAAUUAUUUAUCAAUUAAAAUUAUAAUUGCAUUCUAAAAUAAAUCAAAUGCAGCAUCUCGCUAAAAGUACUCGAAAAAAAUAAAUUCUUACAAUUUGUUUCUUAUAUCAUACAAGCUAAAAAAAAAAGUUUGUUCAUUAAGCAAAUUUUAAAUUUAAAGAAUGAAACAGUAUUUAUUUAUUUUUGCAAAUAGUUUCCCUCUUUUAUCCAUCAACAUAUUAUGUAUAAAUUGAGAUUAUAUAAAAUAAUGUCAAUCACAAAAAAUGUAUCAUCAAUUUUUUUUAAAGCAAUAAGUGGAUAUUGAUAACGAAUCAAUUGCGUUGUAAUUAAAUCAUGAAGGUAAAAAAAUGUCAAUCAAUUGUUAGUUUAGUUACCACCAAAGUUGUCCUUUAUUUUUAUAACAGGUGGUUCGCAAUGCAAAAUAGGUAAUGCCAAUACGGUGACGUAACUCAAUAAUAUUGACUUGAACAAUGUUUUAUUAAUUCCGUAGAAUUUCAUUUUAAUACCAGAUACCAAGAACUAUCCUGUGAAGUUAUGUAUUGUCCAAAAUUGAUGUCAAAUUCCAUCUACCACCCACACUGUUUGAUCUCACUUAAAUCAAUUCUCUAUAAAUCUAUAUAUUAAGGGAUGGUCACGUUAUUUUGGAAACUCUACAGGAACAAAAUGGCCAAAAUGUGAGAAUUUCAAAUAAAUUUUUUGAGCACAAAAAUUUAUUUUCUAAAUCAAAAAUACUGAAUUCUUAUCAGUAUUUGGCCAUUUAACAAGAGUGCAAGCAGAUUUCAAAAUUUUGGUUUAAAAAUUGGCUUGAAAAUCGCUCUUGAAAGUCCCCGAGUUUCCAAAAUAACGUGACCAUCCCUUAUGUCAAUUUCCUAAUUAUUGUAUUUAAAACAUCAAGAAAAUGCUUUUUAUUGGAAAAAUAAUGCCGCAAAAAAAACAGGAAAGCAUUAUGCGAACUAUACUGCAAUAAAUUUUAUAUUAAUCAUUAAUUAAUUGUAAAUGAUUUCAUAAUAAUGAAUUCAUGUUAAUGCAAAGGUGCUAUGUAUAGAGGGAUUCAGACAUGAUAUACAUAGUUUCACAAAAUUAUAUUCAACCACAUUUUGUGUGAAUGAAACAUCAAACAGAACAAUACGUACCCACAUUUAGUAACAAACCCCAUCCCAAAUAUCAAGAGCUUUGUAUGUUAUAAGAGAAAAGGAUAUAGAUAAAUCAGUAUAUAACGUCAAAAUGUCAAAGAAAAAAUUAUAUAUAUGGAAUAUAGAUUCUUAACCCACCAACAUUUAGUAAAAAUUUAGAUAGUACAAAAGGCCAAAGCUGUAGAAAGAAUAUGAAAAUAAAACAACAAAAAACGUU